AUGCCUCCGAAGGUUGAAAAAGAGCAUCUCAAUGUUGUAGACAUAGCCAGCAGCGACGAUGACGGCGACGCUCAAACUGUCGCCAGAAAGAAAGCUUCCUCUCUCGGAGAACGACAACUUCGACGGAAUAUAUCCAGUCCUGAAAUACCACAGAGCUCAGGACCCAUCACGCCGCCGGCACUACCCUCCGAUGAAACCCUAGACUCUCGAAGUUUCUGGAAGGCGGGGAAUUAUGUCAUUGGCCCCACUUCCAAACCAGCUCUGCUUGAAGGUGCAUUGGAGCAUGCGCGUGUACACCCCAAGUUUCUUCACUCAAAUGCGACGUCGCAUAAGUGGGCGUUUGGAGCAAUUGCAGAGCUAAUGGACAAUGCUGUGGAUGAAAUUCAACAUGGUGCAACUUUUAUAAAGGUUGAUAAAAUUGAUAUAAAGAUGGAUAAUUCUCCAGGUCCAGCUUUACUUUUUCUAGAUGAUGGUGGAGGAAUGGAUCCUGUAUUGCUACGGAAAUGUAUGAGCUUGGGUUAUUCUUCUAAGAAAUCAAAUACAACAAUUGGACAGUAUGGAAAUGGAUUCAAGACAAGUACCAUGCGACUAGGUGCUGAUGUUAUUGUUUUUAGUCGGUCAACUAGGGCAGGCAAAGCAACACAGAGCGUGGGACUUCUAUCUUAUACUUUUCUACGCCGAACUGGACAGGAUGAUGUCAUUGUUCCUAUGAUUGAUUUUGAUAUUUCUGGUCAUUGGGCAGAGCCAAUAAUUUACAGCACACACGAUGAUUGGUCUUCUAACUUGAAAACUAUCUUGGAAUGGUCUCCCUUUUCAUUAAAGGAGGAUCUGCUGCUACAGUUUGAUGAUAUUGGACCACAUGGAACAAAAAUAAUAAUAUACAACUUAUGGCUGAAUGAUGAAGGCAUAUAUGAACUGGCUUUUGAUGAUGAUGAUGAGGACAUUCGACUGAGAGAUGAAGCUCUUCGUGAAGCUACAACUAAAGUACUCAAAAAGACAGUUGAACUUCAAUCCCAUAUUUCUUACCGCCUCCGGUAUUCACUGAGGGCAUAUGCUUCAAUGCUAUACCUCAGAAAAUUCAAUAACUUCCAGAUCAUAUUAAGGGGGAAACCUGUCCAACAGUUCAAUAUCGCUGACGAGUUACAAUAUCCAAAGGUUGUAACAUACAAACCCCAAGUAGCUGCUGGAUCAAAAGAGUGUUCAGUGGAAACUACCAUUGGAUUUAUAAAGGAGACCCCUACAAAUGUUUCGGGAUUUAAUGUAUACCAUAAAAAUCGCCUUAUCAGGCCCUUCUGGAAAGUGAAAAGUGAUGGCUCUGUGAUAGGGAAUGGUGUUGUUGGUGUUCUUGAAGCUGACUUUAUAGAACCAGCACAUGACAAGCAGGAUUUUGAGAGGUCUUCGCUGUUUGUCCGGCUGGAAAAUAGGCUAAAGCAGAUGGUUCAUGAGUACUGGAAAGGCCAUUGUUACUUGAUGGGCUAUCAGCCUCCAGGUUUUGCUGCAAAGCAGAAGAAAUUGUUAGCUAAUCAGCAUAACAAUAGUUCUAAUUUGCCAGCCGGUGGCAAGCAGGAUUCAAGAGAUGAACAACCAGGUCUUGAUGUCCCUGAUGUAGUCAUGCCUGAAGGUGACCUGGCAUCCAUAUCAGUUGAUCAGUUAUGUGAAGAGAACAUACAACUUUUCAUGAGGUGUGAAGAAAAAGCACAGAAGGAAGCUGACUUGAAACAAACGAUUGAGGAACUAGAGAAGGGGUUGGAAGAUAUGAGAAAGAAGUGUGCCCACCUUUCUUCACUCCUAGAGUCCAAACGUAAACAGAAGGUUACAUAAAAAAAAAAUACUGUUUACUGUACAGUUCAUUUAAUUAACCUAAAGCUCGUCGUUUCUACAGAGGAACCGUUUGGGACACGUAACUACAAGUUACACUUGAUGUAAAUCUCAUUUUUGUUCCUUUAAUCCUGUUAAAGUUUAUAUCCUGAGGAGCAGAGCAUUGUAUGGUGGAUGAAACGACCUAUUUAUUACUUUGAAUUUUAGUUGUGUAUACUUUUUGUAUCAAGGUUAAAUUUAGCAAUAUCAUCGUUCAAUAUUGAAUUUUGUUGCCA
This is a messenger RNA of Gossypium raimondii (Peruvian cotton), 2093 nucleotides long. Its product is annotated as protein MICRORCHIDIA 2. The record is from RefSeq and is a predicted model, not a curated record. Gene Ontology annotation, cellular component: nucleus. Gene Ontology annotation, molecular function: ATP hydrolysis activity. Bases 1 to 1821 code for a protein of 606 amino acids. The transcript has 17 exons. Lineage: Eukaryota; Viridiplantae; Streptophyta; Magnoliopsida; Malvales; Malvaceae.